CUUCCCUCGCUCUUUCGGGGGCCGACUGGAAGCGGAGGGCAGCAGCCGGGCUGAGGUCAGGAUGGAGGAGAAGAAGCAGUUUCUUUGCGGGGUGGUGGAAGGUUUCUAUGGGAGGCCAUGGACUAUGGACCAGAGGAAGGUUCUCUUCCAAUGGAUGCAAAACUGGGGGUUGAACACCUAUCUGUACGGCCCAAAAGAUGACCUGAAACACAGACUGCUGUGGCGAGAAGUCUACUCUCACGAAGAGGAGGGUCAUUUACGUACUCUCAUAAAAGAGGCCCAGUCGAGAGGCCUGAGGUUUGUUUACGCCCUCUCUCCUGGUCAGGACAUCGUCUUCUCUUCUUCCUGUGAUCUGACACUACUCAAACGCAAGCUGAGACAGGUAUCUGACCUGGGCUGCCAGGCAUUUGCCAUUCUGUUUGAUGACAUCGAUCACUCCAUGUGUCAGGCUGACAGCGAGGCCUUUUCUUCAUUCGCCCAUGCUCAGGUCACUGUAACUAAUGAGAUUUAUCGGUUCUUGGGGGAACCGCCCGUCUUCCUAUUCUGCCCUACAGAGUACUGUGGUUCUCUGUGUUCUCCCAGUGUAUCAAAGUCUCCCUACCUGCAGACUGUUGGAGAGGACCUGCUGCCCAACAUAACAGUGAUAUGGACAGGCAGUAAGGUCAUCUCCAGGAAGCUGUCUGUAGACUGCCUGGCUGAGGUGGAGUCUGUCCUCCAGCGCCCCCCGCUCAUCUGGGACAACCUGCACGCUAAUGACUACGACUCCAGGCGUCUCUUCCUGGGGCCUUUUAAGGGUCGAGAGCCUCAGCUGAGGAGCCACCUGCGAGGCCUGUUACUCAACCCCAACUGCGAGUUUGAAGCCAACUACAUCCCUCUGCAUUCACUGGGAAGCUGGUACAGAGCUGGGAAAGAGGAGAGGAAAGAUGAGGAGUUGGAAUACUGUCCUGACAGAGCUCUGUCUGCUGCACUACAAGAUUGGAUGGCAGAACUCAAUCAACCACUACAAGCAGGUCGGCAGAGCACGCGAGCAGAGCAGCGUUCCUCUGCUCAAACCACUUGCUCUAAAACUUCUGACAGAUCCGACUGCCCUUCCGGCUUCAGGGGAUCCUCUGCCGUGGCCAAGCUUCCCGUUUUCCCCCUGAACUCCAGCUCGCCACCAUCGUCACCGACUAAGCUCAAGGGGACGGAGACAGAGGGACGAGAGAGGGAGAAGAGGAGGUCAAACCAGCCUAGUCAACCCAAUCACCAACCUCAAGGAUCCAGGCCUGGCGCGCCGCCUGGCGGAGGGAGGGGACAGAAGGCCCAAAGUUCAGGGCUCUGUGGUGGGAAGGGCACACUAAGUGAGUCCCAGGUGCGGCUGCUGGUUGGUCUUUAUUACCUGCCCCAUGAGCACGGCCCAGCUGCCCAGAAACUGCUGCAGGACCUGACCUGGCUGAAAGCAAACUGCCACCUGGUCAGCGCUAACUGCAAGAAGACGCCACCUCAGAAGAUUGAUGAGUGGCGUGGCCGGUCCUCCAGGGUCCUGUCCCUGUGUGAAGACAUAGCACAGCUCCACUGCAGCGUGGUGGGUGGAGCAAACAGGGCCGUGCUCUAUGACCUUUACCCUUAUGUGUGGGACCUGAGGAACACGGCUCUGGUAGCAAAAGCAUUCAUAUGCUGGCUGGAUGGACGAGUGUUGAGUGACAGCUCCGCUAUGGGGACCUGGAGGAACUGCUUUCACUGGUGUGGGAAGGCUGCAGGGGCAGAUCUACUGGGAGUAGAGUCAGAACCAUGGGCAUUCAAAGGAGGCGUGUCUGGGGAGGUGCAGAUGCUUCUCCCAAUAGGCAGCAGCAGUGAACUCUUCACUCAUCCUCCUCCUCUCUUCCCUACCUCUCGUCUCUAUAACAUCAGGCCCUACCACAGCAAGGACAAGUUGGAGUUGUACCGGAUGGUGCGCCAACUCCACCUGAGGACUCAGGGUGGCCAAGAGUCCACUUCUGCUCACCCAGAUAUCAUUGGAGACAGAUGCCUUGGGCCGUGCCUGGCGUUGUGCCCAGAGUACUGUUUCAUCCUGGAGGAUGAGCUGGGUGUGUGUGGUUGUGUGCUAGGCAUCGUGGAUGUCCGCUCGUUUGCGAAGCGGUGCCAGGCCAGCUGGAUGCCUGCCAUGAGGGACAAAUACCCACCCAAAGGGGGCAACACACACCCCAACACACAGGACUUGAUUCAGCUGAUGGAGGAGGACCAGGGAGAGUACCCAGACUCUCUCCUCUAUCACUUCCCAUCUCAGCUGCGACUGGACGCCCUGCCUGAGCUGGUGGACAUCAGUGUCAGCCGCACCCUGCUCACUGCCCUCCUCACUGCACUUAAAGCCAACGGUUCUCAGGGUGUGUUCUGCGAGGUGCAGCCAACUGACCGUCAGAGGCUGGAGUUCUUGACAAAACUGGGCUUCCUGGAGAUCCUCAGAGGAGAAGCAAGGAGCAGAGAGGGAGUGGUGCUGGGGAGGCUGCUCUGAAAAUAAACACACACUCACAUUGUCACACACAUACACCACCAGACACUUACACCUAUACAUAACCCAACACAGAAUGGCACUUACACACACAGAAGAGGGGAGAAACACAAUAUGUUUUGUACAACAGACAGGCGGCUAAGCUUUGCAAAGAAGCAGGAUGUGUAUUUUCUCCGUCAAGAGAGAAAACAUUCUCUAGGGGACAAUCUUGGAUUGCUUUGAGUCUUAUGGCAGAAUUAAUGAGGAUGAAUGUAGAGAUUUCUAAAGGAUUUACAAAAUAUCAAAAUAAGCUUUGAGUUUAAACCUUUACCAGAGCUGAGCUAAUCUUUCUCGGAUUCCACCCCUGGCUACGGAUGAAAAGAUUUAGUCAAGAUACAAAGAAGUCAGCGACAGAAUAGUUUAGGAUGGGAGCAGAGCAGUAGAUCAUGGCAGCUAUGUGUCAUUUACACGUUUCUUUGUGUUAAAGCUGCUUUAAUCAAUAUUUUAUAUUUUAUGUUAUCAGUGGAUCACAUGACUUCCUGUAUGUGGAAGAGGUCGCUGAGAAUUAUCAUCCAACCCACUCUUUGUAGCUUGAUACCAUACAGACAUGAGUGUUAUUGAUCUUCUAAUCCUACUCUCAGCUACAAUGAGAAUUUCCUAAAAUGUUAUUCCUUUAAAUAUACUACGUGGAAUUUUCAGAAAAAUCCCUGUUAUUAAUAACACAGGUGGCUAUUAGGGGAACUUCAGGCAGCAUAGCAUCAGUAGCUUGUGUGCGGGCACAAGUGAGCAUCCUGGGUACUGACCAGAACAGUGAUAUGAUCUAAUUAACUGGCAACAUGUUAUCAUGCUUGUGUGCAAUUGCUGUUAGCAAAUUAUUUUACCAGCUAAUGUGAUACGAAGUAACCAAAGCCAGAUCUAGCCACCUAGCUAAGUUAGAGCUAGCUGCCCCAAUUUAGCUGGGAAGUAAUCCUUAAUUAUCUUCUCUUUAUAUCGUUACAUAAUUUAUUGUUGGCUUAAAUCAACAUUGUUUGUCAUAAAUUACUAUUAUGGAUCGUGUUAGCAGGUGAAGUAAUUUAGCAAGUUUAGCAAGCCAACUAACACAUACACUCAGAUAGUCUUAUGCGAGCAAUAAUAUUGGUGUGCUAACAGGCUAGCUAGCAUGCAAGCCAGCAAGCUAAGGAGGAAAAAAGUCAAGUUUAGCUACUUUCCACUAACAAUUUGAAGCGUUAAGCUGCCACCGUGGAUCUUGUGCUCUGCUCCCUCUGCUUCGUUCGUCAAUAAUUUUGUUUCUUACAAGUUAGGAUGUUGUUUUCUUGCUUGUGUCCUGUUGGUUACAUAAAGUCUGCUAAUAGUAGACUGGACCCAGGCACAGCGUCACUGUUUACACUUAAUUAGUUUAGAUGAAUGUUUACAUGCAUGAAGAACAUGUGGCUGUUCACAAAGUAGGAUUACAUGUAUACUGACAUUGACAUAUGGCGGUGAUGUGGCGACUUUUCUCAGCUCUUAUAGCUAUAAAAUCGUAGGAAAAAACAACAAAAUGCAAGUGCAUGCACGCUAAAAUUCAAUAAAAAAACUAAAAAAAAACUAUAAUCAUCAAGUUUUUUGAAUUGUGCAUGGAAACAAAUCAUGCAGACAAAUAA
Centropristis striata (black sea bass) is the source of this 4107-nucleotide messenger RNA. RefSeq names its product protein O-GlcNAcase. Bases 62 to 2491 code for a protein of 809 amino acids. Lineage: Eukaryota; Metazoa; Chordata; Actinopteri; Perciformes; Serranidae. The record is from RefSeq and is a predicted model, not a curated record. Gene Ontology annotation, molecular function: beta-N-acetylglucosaminidase activity. Gene Ontology annotation, biological process: glycoprotein metabolic process. The transcript is spliced from 17 exons.